Molecule: messenger RNA, 918 nt
Organism: Rangifer tarandus platyrhynchus (Svalbard reindeer)
Lineage: Eukaryota; Metazoa; Chordata; Mammalia; Artiodactyla; Cervidae
Source: the annotation of a GenBank genome assembly
AUGUCGCGCUCCUUCUAUGUCGACUCGCUCAUCAUCAAGGACUCCUCACGGCCCGCGCCCUCGCUUCCCGAGCCGCAUCCCGGGCCAGAUUUUUUCAUCCCGCUGGGCAUGCCGUCCCCGUUGGUGAUGUCCCUGUCCGGGCCGGGCUGCGCGUCCCGCAAGAGCGGCGCGUUCUGCGUUUGCCCGCUCUGCGUCACUUCGCACCUGCACUCCUCUCGUGGGCCCGCGAGCUCCAGCGGCGGGAACGCAGGGGCCGGGAGUGCAGGGGCCGCGGGUGGCGGAGCGGCAGGAGCCGCCGGGGCCCUGCCCCUGCUCAAGAGUCAGUUUUCUUCGGGUCCUGGGGACGCACAGUUUUGCCCGCGCGUGAGCCACGCGCACCAUCACCACCACCCGCCGCAGCAUCACCAUCACCACCAUCAGCCCCAGCAGCCCGGCUCGGCUGCAGCAGCAGCGGCGGCCGCGGCGGCAGCGGCGGCGGCCGCGGCGGCCUUGGGGCACCCGCAGCACCACGCACCUGUCUGCACCGCCACCACCUACAACGUGGCGGACCCGCGGAGAUUUCACUGCCUCACCAUGGGGGGCUCGGACGCCAGCCAGGUACCCAAUGGCAAGAGGAUGAGGACGGCGUUCACCAGCACGCAGCUCCUGGAGCUGGAGCGGGAAUUCUCUUCCAACAUGUACCUGUCUCGACUCCGGAGGAUCGAAAUCGCCACGUACCUGAAUCUGUCAGAGAAGCAGGUGAAAAUCUGGUUUCAGAACCGCAGGGUGAAGCAUAAGAAGGAAGGGAAGGGCACGCAAAGGAACAGUCACGCGGGCUGCAAGUGCGUUGGCAGCCAGGCGCACUUCGCGCGCUCCGAGGAUGAGGACUCCUUAUCGCCGGCCUCGGCCAACGACGACAAGGAGAUUUCCCCCUUAUAA